Molecule: messenger RNA, 3295 nt
Organism: Pelodiscus sinensis (Chinese soft-shelled turtle)
Lineage: Eukaryota; Metazoa; Chordata; Testudines; Trionychidae
Source: RefSeq, a predicted model, not a curated record
CCGGAGCGGCCAGGCAGCCGCCCUGUGUCCUGCCAGGAAGACUUUGUGUAUGGUGAAGAAGAUUAUGUGCUGUGUGGGGUUGGGUGGUGGAGAAGCAGGUCGGAGGGGCCAGCACGCCACCCCUUGUCUCGCUUUGACAGAGCUUUGCAGGCUGGCUGGGAGGAGAGGAUGAGGCUGGGGCUCUUCCGGUAUCGCCUGGGCGAGCUACAGACCCGCGUCUUGCCUGGGAAGGUCCAGUUUGUGGCCCAGCUGAACAUCCAGAGGGGGCUGGAGAGGAGGCGACCACAGGCCAUCCAGAGCAUAAGGCAGACAUUUGACCCCCAGCAAUUCCAUUUCAAUAAGAUCAACCCAGGGGAAAUCCUCUUCCAUAUGGCCAGGGGCCCUACGCUCCACCCUCCCACCAAGGGGCCCUCUCAGGGCCGAGGGGGCCCGCGGGAGCGUGAACUCCCAAGGACACUUGCCCACGUCCUAGUGGUGAUUAACGUCAGCCCUCUGGAGUUUGGACACGUGCUCUUUGUUCCAGACCCUGCUCUCUGCCUGCCUCAGAUCCUCACCCAGGAGCUGCUCCAGUUCGGACUGGAGUCGGUUCUUCUCAGUGCACACCCAGGCUUCCGGGUUGGCUUUAACAGCCUGGGAGCCUUCGCCUCAGUCAACCACUUGCACCUGCAUGGGUUUUACCUGGAUUGGCAGCUCCUGAUUGAGACGGCCCCAGGCGAAGCCCUGUGCCCCACGCUCAACUUCCACUUCCUGCGGGGGGUCCCGGCCCCAGGGUUCCUGUUCUACAGCGAGGGAGAGGGGCUAGCAGCCCUGGCGCACACCAUCUGCCGCGUCACUGAUUACCUGGUGGAGAAGGAGAUUGCACACAAUGUGUUUGUGACCCGGGGAACUGCUCCUGGGGAGCCAGCCCAUUCCCAGGCUCGGUCUGGGAUCCGGGUGGUCAUCUGGGCCAGGAGCUCCUGCUUUGGGAGCAAAGAGGAAACUGCAUUUAACGUGGCACUUUGUGAGCUGGCUGGGCACCUGCCUGUCAAAACUGCCCAAGACUUCGAGAGCCUCACAGAGACAACAGCUAUUCACACCAUCCAGAGACACCUCCUCCCCGAGGCGCAGCUGGCUCAGCUCUGUAGCCAGCUGGUGGCACUUCUCACACAGUAACCCCGUGGGCUCUGCGUUGCACGUGCCUCACACUUCCUUGUGGCCAGUCUGACUCUCGUGUGUUUUGGAAUCGCUGCAGAAUGGUUCACUGUGGGGCUCUGGCUCUGGGUCCAGUAUGGAGGCUGCCUUGUUGUUUUAUACCACUGCCCCCGCAGGCACUGCCAACUGGCUCCUCUGGACACUGGCCUGCUGUGCCACUCUGGGCCAGAGAGGAAGGAAGUGUUGUCCUUGCCCUAUGGGAGUGGGAGAUAGAACUGGGGGGUAACCCCACAAUUCUGACCUCGGUAGUGACUGAACUAUUGGCUUGUUUCUGGUGAACACAGCCAAUAAACCCCCUUUGGAUGCUGCAGCAUCUACUCUCUUUCCCAUAGCACAUAGUAAAGGGCCGGUUCGGUCAGAAAUGUGCCCGUAUCCCAGUGGCUCCUUUCUCUUCCCCAGAGCAGCUGCCGGCAUUUACCAGUCAGGGUAAACUUCAAAACAUCAGUAAUCUACCUGAAAAUCCCAUCCCGGCCACUACGGACGGAGAAGCCCUUUACACCAACAUUCCACAUGAAGACAGAUAACAGGCCAUCAGAAACACCAUCCCCAAUGACAGCACUGCACACCUGAUUACAGAGCUCUGCGACUUUGUCCUCGCCCCCCACUACUUCCAAUUUGGAGACCAUUUGUAUCUCCCAAGUCAGCGGCACAGCCAUGGGUGCCCGCAUGGCACCACAAACUGAUCUUGAACAAUGUCUCCUCAGCUUUCACCCCCUAACGCUCCUAUUUUAUUUAUGCUACUUCUAUGACAUCUUCAUCAUAUGGACGCACAGAAAGAAGACUCUUGAAGAAUUUCACAAGGAUUUCAACAACUUCCACCCCACCAUCAACCUUCACCUGGACCAGUCCAUGUGACAAAUCCACUUCGUGGAUACUACAGUACAAUUAAAUAAUGGACAAAUUUCCACCACCCUAUACUGGAAACCCACCAACCACUACACUUACCUUCAUACCUCUAGCUUCUAUCCCAGACACAUUUCUCAAUCUAUCAAGCCCUAAGAUACAACUGGAUUUGCUCCAAUCCCACAGACGGAGACAAACACCUACAGGAUUUAUAUAAGGCAUUCCUAAAACUGAAAUACUCACCUGGAGAAGUGAAAAAACAAACUGACAGAGCCAAAAAAGUACCCAGAGAUGAACUACUUCAAGACAGGCCCAAAAGAGAAAAUAACAGAAUUGCACUUGUCAUUACUUGCAGUCCACAACUCAAACCCCUCCAACUUCUUAUCUGCAAGCUACAACCCAUCUUGGAAAAUGACCUCUCACUCUGAGGCCUUGAGGGAAAGCCCAUUCUCGCUUACAGACAACCCCCCAACCUGAAACGAAUUCUUUCCAGUCACCAUGCUACACAGCUACAUCAUAAGCAUCCAGGAACCCGGCCCGGCAAUCAGUGGUGCCAGCUCUGCCCACGUAUCUAUACAAGCGAAUUCAUCCCUGGAGCCAACAACAUAAGCUACCAAAUCAAAGGCUCAUUUAACUGCACAUCCAGUAAUUUGAUCUAGGCCAUCAAAUGCCAGUGUGCAAGAUAACGAGCCUUCACUCUGCGUUGUGUUUAAGCAACAAGUAGCCAGAGGCAGUUCAUUCGAGCAAUAUUGCAAGGGAAGACAGCGUAAGCGGAUCUUCAAAUGCAAAACAAUUCAAAGCCAAUAUAUCUACCUUUCUGUUACAUAGAACAUUAAACAAUUACUUCCCUGCCCACUCAGUUCCCAUCGGACACUGUCUUAUCUCAAGGCUCUCACUGAGGUCAGCAUUCCACUCUUAGCAAUGUGAGAGAGACAGAAAGGCGAACACAGCGUCUCUUCUAGCUCUCGCGUUAGCAGGAGUCUGAGUGAACCAGACUCUUGCUCUGCUACUGACAAACCCUAAAAUGGCCACCCAAAUCCCCUUUCCCUUAGUCCUGCUUCCACACUCCCCCCUUUUGUGCUCUAGGCACAACUACUUCAAAUCUCUAUAUUCAUUAAACAUUGUAUUUCUGUUUUAACAUCGAGAGGAUUGACCUCACAUGUAUGGAUUGGUUGCAAUGGUAAUACAGGAUUAGUAUGAACAUGAAAACUAUUUCUGUUAGUACAUCCUCUAUAACAACAAUAAAAUAAUCCUACAAUAA